GAAGGAAUUAGUAUUUUGUUAAUUCACUGGACAAAGACAUUGAAGACCUUACACUAGCCAAUUUAAAAAAAUCAACUACCCUCUUUGAAACUGUCAACACGAAAUAGGUAUAUGCACUUGAGGAUAAACAUUCAUCGGCAGGAAAGACACGAGUUUUUGUUACGAUCCCUUUCCAAUUCUCAAGAUGAUAUGCGUCUUCCCAUGUCCUCCUCCUUGGCUAGAGUGACUUUUUUUUUUUUUUUAAAACUUGAUCAGCCAUGUCACAAAAUCGAGUAGUUGCUACUGCUGUUGCAGCCACGGCUGCGAGCACCUUACUCGUUGCAGGAAUUUUAUUCUACUUCGUCUACAGAUUCACCGUGGCUCGGCAGCGUGAGAGGGACAAGCAGCACAAUUCGAGUUUCCGCAGAGAGAUGACGCCGUCGGUGGCGGUGACACAUGAAGAGUUUAUGCAAAAUGGUGGAAUUCUUAGAGGACUAAUAGUUGAUGAGAAUGGAAGGGAUGUUCUUUAUUUGAGAAAAGCUCAAGGCGGAAGGUUUACAAGUUGUUUUUCCAAGGUUUGGUUCAAUCCCAUAAAUGAAGAAGAGGAAAAGGAAAUGGAUGGCAGGGAACUCAAGCCCAGCAGCAAUAGUAUUGGUAGUCCUGUCCCGGAAAUUCCACGGGCAUCAUCACACCAUCACAAUUAUCAUCAUGAUGCAUUUGACAUCCCCGGUGAUCAUCAGGCAGUUACGCUGAUGGAUCAUCCACCAAAGCAAACUUCAGGCCUGUUACAUUUUACACCACCACCUCCACCACUAGUCAUUCCCCCGAAGCAAAGCCCUCCACCACCACCUCUGCUCGUCAGAAAGACCGCGUCCUUGAACCCGUCCACGCCUCAACCUCCCCUCCUCCGCCACUUCCGGCAAAAGGAGUUCCGAAACCACCAAACAGAUUUUCAAAACCACCAGCAGUUCCAUCCAAAAUGA
Coffea arabica (coffee) is the source of this 962-nucleotide messenger RNA. Lineage: Eukaryota; Viridiplantae; Streptophyta; Magnoliopsida; Gentianales; Rubiaceae. The record is from RefSeq and is a predicted model, not a curated record.